Astyanax mexicanus (Mexican tetra) is the source of this 2280-nucleotide messenger RNA. It is a transcript of the gene trim35-14, whose product is annotated as tripartite motif containing 35-14. Lineage: Eukaryota; Metazoa; Chordata; Actinopteri; Characiformes; Acestrorhamphidae. The record is from RefSeq and is a predicted model, not a curated record. Gene Ontology annotation, molecular function: zinc ion binding; protein binding. The transcript is spliced from 6 exons. Bases 199 to 1566 code for a protein of 455 amino acids.
UUUCUGACUCAUUUUAGCUAUCUGUGCGCUGUGUUUUUUGGGUGGACCUGGCAACCCGGACAGAGAAACGAAACUCGGUCCUGGGAAGGGGAGGAGAAACAAGGAGGAGUUCAUAAACAAGGAAGUCUCUCCUCCAUUCAUGGGGGAUUUGUAGAGUGGGCCAGGCUGCAGUGUACUGGACUGAAGAAGGGCGGUAAUAUGGCCUCCAGUCUGUCUGUUUCUGACGAGGGUAUGAUCUGCUCUAUCUGUUAUUUAGUGUUUAAUGAUCCCGUGGCUCUGAAGUGCAGUCACAGUUUCUGUGAGGAGUGUCUGCGGCGCUACUGGAGUGUUCAGGAGGUGCUGCUGUGUCCUGACUGUAGGAAAGAGUGCUCUCAGGACGAGCCCACCCGGAGCCUGGCCUUCUCCAGCCUGUGUGAGAAGUUUAAGAGCAGAACCUGUCUGUCUCCAGUAGGAGACAUGUGCCCUGAGCACGAGGAGAAGCUCAAACUCUUCUGCUUUGAAGAUAAGCAGCCCAUCUGUGUGGUGUGUCACACUUCAAAGAAGCAUAAAAAUCACCAGUGUGCUCCUCUUGUGGAGGCGGUAGAGGACCUGAAGGCAGAAGUGAAGUCUGAGGUGUCUGGUAUGCUGCAGAACCUUCAAAUCUUGAAUAAAUCUAAAGCAGAUUAUGAAGACCUGGCAGAGAUUUUAAAGGAAGAGCGGCAGAGUGCGGAGAACAUGAUCAGGCAGGAGUUUGACAGUCUUCAUCAGUACCUCAAAGAGGAAGAGGAGGCCAGGAUUGCUGCCCUGAGAGAGGAAGAGGUGCAGAAAUAUGAGAAAACCAAAAACAGGAUUGAGAAGUUGUCAAAUGACAUCUCAAACCUCUCCAUGACUCUAAAAAUGAUCAACCAGGAGAUGGAAAUGGAUGAGCUCACUUUCCUCAAGAACUACACCAAUGGCCACUAUAGUCCAGCCAAGAACAGCCUGCCCGAACCUGACGUGAUCUCAGGAAUAGAUACAGCAAAACAUUUGGCAUUCUUGAACAUCAAUUUACGGGCAAAGAUGUGUGAACUGCUGCAUGACCCUCCCAAAACAGUGUCCCUGGACCCCAAUACGGCCUCCAACAAGCUGGUGGUGUCUGAGGACCGGAGCAGUGUGUAUUUUGUGGAGCAGAAGCUGGAGGUGGCCAAUAAUCCCGAGAGAUUCAUGUUGGGAGUGCUGGGCUCUCAGGGCAUCAGCUCUGGCCUGCACUGCUGGGACGUGGAGGUGGGAGACAAUGACCACUGGACCAUAGGAGUGGUCAAGCAGUCUGUGGAGAGGAAGAAAAUUCUGAAGAUGGAUCCCUCCAGUGGAAUGUGGAGCAUUCGCUUGAUCAAUGGAAAAUACCGGGCUGGAAAGUCCCGCAAGGAUCUCACGGUAACAGAGAAGCCGCGGGUCAUCAGAGUUCAGCUGGACUACGAUAACGGAGUCAUCGCAUUCUCAGACCCCUCCAAAGGACCCGUUCUGUUCACCUUCACGGACACAUUUGAAGAAGCUCUAUUUCCUUACUUUAAUACUGCAAGUGCUGUCUGCCCACUGCACAUCUCCUAACAUGCAGGACUAAUUUUUACACAUGCUGCAAGGUUGUAAAUGACCACAAGAUGGCAUCAUCCUCACAGACAAGUCCUGAUGUAAGAAAUGAUUUCAGAAUCAUUUUAAAACUCAUCAAUUGUUUGAUGCUGUGUGAUUGCUUAAACACUUUAAAAUCAUCUCGAUUGUGUCAUCUUUUCCUAAACUUUGUUAUUAAAACAAUAUCUAUCUGCCCCAGUGCUCCUUGAACUUGUCCUCAGGAACACCAUCCAUCUAUGACUACUAACACACUGCUAAAAUAAGGACAAUGUGAUUGAUUGUCUUUCAAGGGUGUUUUGAGAACCACUGUCCUACACAUUUACUACACUUUAAUUUUAGUAUUAUGCUGAUUUAGAGGUGUGCCAUAUAUUAUAGUACGCAAUUAUAUCGCAAAAAUACCCUGAAAUAUUGUCAUAUUAUUUUAGGGCCACAUGGGACAUCAGGAUACAACUUUUUUUUUUUAGCAAAAGGAAAAUCCACCCUGUUCUCAUUUUCCUUUAAAUAUCUUCUAGAGACAGAUAUCUGUUCAGUAUCACUUAUUUUACUUUAAUCCUGGAUAUAUGGAGUGCAUUAUUACUAUCAUGACAUGGAGCAUUGUCUUUUGUUACAAUUUGGUGAAAUCAUAAUUAGGGGUGUGCCAUAUCAUAUUGUUUGCAAAAAUGUUGCCCAAUAAAAUAUAGUAUUCAUUUUGUUGAA